GCAUAAGCCAUGAAGCCGACCCUGCCUUUCUUUAUUCUACACAUGGAGGCUUCGUGUCUUCAUAGCAAAGCUUCCCAUUUCCUUUUUCUUUUCUUUUUCUUGUUGCUACACGAUAUUUGUUAAUUGCUGACAUCCUCUGAUUUUUAUAUAUGUAGGCCUCUUUCUCACUGCUGCUGUUGAAACUUCUAAAGUCAGCACAAGGUAUUAUCUGUCUUUAUCUUGAAUUCGGACAUGGCCUUGUCUUCUGGUUUUUUCACCCCUCAACUCUGUGCAUCUUUCAAGGUAGAGCGGCGGAGAGUGGGGUGGUGCAAUAAUUUGGUAAGCCAAAGAUUUGGUCCAUCACUUAGAAUUAGAAGCAAGAAGAUUAAAAUGUUUGGGCAGCCAUGGGGAAGUGAUGUAAACCAAAAGUGGAGCUUUCUGAGAGGAACAAUGAUACUCACUCGACCAAAUCAUGGCACUAAUAUUCGCUUCAGAAACGCCUCACCGGUGGUGUAUGCUUCAUUGGUGCCAUGUUCUCAGAUUGCAAGUAAUGCUUUUACACUGGGAACAGCAGCUGUUCUUCCAUUCUAUACCUUGAUGGUUGUAGCACCUCAAGCUGAGCUUACAAAGAAAAUAGUGGGAAGCAGCUUACCUUACAUGGCUCUUGGGGCAUUAUAUGCGUAUCUUCUCUACUUAUCUUGGACACCUGAUACUAUGCGUUUCAUGUUCGCUAGUAAAUACUUGUUACCCGAGUUGCCAGGCAUGGUUAAGAUGUUCUCCAGUGAAAUGACACUGGCUUCUGCUUGGAUACAUUUGCUGACUGUAGACCUUUUUGCUGCAAGGCAAGUUUACGGCGAUGGGCUGCAGAACAAUAUAGAGACGCGGCAUUCUGUGUUGAUGUGCCUCCUAUUUUGUCCGGUUGGAAUCCUCGCGCACGCCAUCACUAAAGCCCUAACCUCAGGAACAAAUGAAACGAAGACCGAUGAAGACGAUACCAUUUCUACUGAUUUAAUCAAAUGAUCCACACAUCCUACAUUCCCAACUCUUACUAUAUUGUACAGUUGAUUUUUUUCUACCACUAGUGUUUAGCAACAUAGCAGCUUAGUGUAGUCUACUUUAUUACAACCGAAAUCAUGGAGGAAUAUACAAGACUUCUUCAUGAAGCUCGACGCCAAACUGCCUCCACACAGCCUCCUUAGCCAAGUCAAUGAGUCGAAGCAUGUCGCCACUAGUUGCACCACCGCGGUUGAUGAAGAAAUUGGCGUGCUUCUCGGAGAUCACAGCACCUCCGACUCUGCAUCCUUUCAACCCGGCCCUCUCAAUCAGCUGCGCUGCACACAAAUCCGUCCCCUCUGGAUUGCGAAACACCGAGCCAGCACUCGUCUCCUCCAAUGGCUGGCUGCAUCUCCUCCUAUAAUGUAGUAGUAAUAGUAUAAUUUAGUAUUGUAGCAAUACAAGCAAAUAUAUACCAAAUGUCUACCUUUCCAUGUA
Molecule: messenger RNA, 1470 nt
Organism: Salvia splendens (bonfire salvia)
Lineage: Eukaryota; Viridiplantae; Streptophyta; Magnoliopsida; Lamiales; Lamiaceae
Product: protein ABA DEFICIENT 4, chloroplastic
Exons: 6
Coding region: 232-999 (255 amino acids)
Source: RefSeq, a predicted model, not a curated record